ACUUUUCUAAAUAUCAGCAAAGGUCCAGUAGGGAUAGUUAAUCUAUUGUCAAUAAGAUAGGACUUUUGUAGUAAAACCAUUCCAAAUCUUUAUUUAGCUUGCCAUGUAGUUUCGAAUUUGAAAUGUCCUUUUAUUGUUAGUAAAUGCAACUCUAUAAGGGUCACUGAUCUUUUUAUGUUUUGGAAUAUUCUGGAGAGGAUAUCCAUAGAAGUCUGAUCUUUGUAACACUCUCAAUGGUUCUUCGCGUCAACAUUUGAGACUGCGAUUUGAAAAUUGUAAUUUGAAAUGCGUUUUUGAUUUCCUAUUCAUUCAUUGCAGUAUUGUUUCUUUGUUUUGUUGACAUCCAACCCCUCGCAUUUUGUCACGGUCAGUGUUUUGUCUUCAAGAGAUUAGUAUUCGGUCUCUCGGCAAGAGAUAUGUAAAUAACCCACUUGUUAAAUCGGGUUUUUUUUUUGUUUGUCUUCUCAUCAUGAGAUGAUUUGUGAUAGUCGUGAAAUGGCUAACUGGAUUUUAACACGUGCGGUUUAUGUAGUUUCAUUCGCUUUGAUCUCGACCCUCGCUGUAAAUUCGCGUAGUCAAAAUGCCAUUCACCCGCGAAACACAAGCACAGAAACUUCGCAAGAAGAUCAAUUCUGUCAGCUUGAUAGCAGAGAUAUGAAUUCACGUAAUAGGUGGUCCCCUUGUAAAAUACCCUGUAAAAGGGAUGAUGAUUGUAUAAAUUAUGGAAGGCACAUUUGUUGUCCAGCUCUGCCUGGGAGUAGUUGUGAUGGAGAGUGUUUGUUGGCAGAUAUUAAAGCUGACAGUAGCAAUAAGAGGUGUGUAGAUGUUCUUACCCAAAAGCGUUACACCUCUGGUGAAACAUUCAUGCAAGGAGACAAAUGUUGUACCUGCAAAGGUGGGAGAAUAGAGUGUACUUCAAGUAGAAAUACUUGUCAUUCAGGCUGUAAGAGGAACUUACAAUAUUUCAAGCAUGGGGAAUCAAUUCCUUCUCAAUCCUGUCAGAACUGUUCUUGUCAGAAUGGCUCAAUAAUUUGCUCAUCUGAUGUGAACUGUGUACAAGGUAAAUGCAAUUACAGAGGAAACUUGUAUGAGGAAGGAGAACUUCUACAUCUAAACAGAGGUUGCAAAGAGUGUGUUUGCCGUGCUCGCAGAUGGAACUGUGUGGCAAUAACUUGCAGUGCUGUCCAAUCCAAGGGAAACGCGCCUACAAGUCAUCGUGCAAUGUAUUUGCAGAUAGCCAUGGCCUCCUUGCUCGCACACACCCUUAAGGUUAAUUUCUGUCCAUAGGGAAACCAUGGCAAUAACUAAGCUUCGCGAAAAUUCGUUGGAGAAUAUUUAGUUAUGAUCACUUGGAAUCGUUCGUAGACAACGGCAUCCAAAUCGUGAUGAUUGCAUGGGUCGUUUGCGAUCACUUUAUGCCUAGUAGAAAACGACUUAUCGUGCAUUUUAAAAUAUAAAAAUCUUUGCCAUGUUCGUGUUUGAUGAAGCAGUUGUGAGAAUAAUAUUUGGGGAACAUCUGGCGGUGUGAAACCGAAGACUUUAGCUCUCUCUAUAAGCUUACAACAAACCUUACAAACUUUUGCGAGAAAUAUGCAUGGUCUAUGGUUCAUUUAAAGAAGACUGGUUUAAUACAACGUGCGCUAAACGUCUUAUUGCUCAGAACGUGAAAAGAUAGUGGUGAUAGUGUCCGAGAAGUUUAAACCGCUGGUGCCAUUUAGCAAAACCUGUUAUAACGUAGGAGUGGCGUGUAAAAACAAGUUUAGACAAUUUUAAACAUCUUGUGUUGAUGAAAAUGUACUAACUUUCUAUUUAUUUAUUUAUUUAUUUAUUUAUACAUUUAACAUUUAUCUAGCUAUUUGUAACAUUUUUAAAACACAGCCUGUUGGAUGUAUUCUGCAAAGCUUUGUACAUAGCAUUUGUGAAAUUGUUGAAUUAAAUAAUUGAAGCGUGUUACAAAACAGGG
Molecule: messenger RNA, 1963 nt
Organism: Stylophora pistillata
Lineage: Eukaryota; Metazoa; Cnidaria; Anthozoa; Scleractinia; Pocilloporidae
Source: RefSeq, a predicted model, not a curated record